UGAAAAGGGUGGAGUUGAGUGUUGAAACAGAGGCUGUGUAGUUCGCAGAGCUGAAAAUAUUUACUGUCUGGCCCUUUAACAGAAAAAGUUUGAUGGCUCCUGCCCUGGUUCUCAGAGUGACCAGAGCAAGGGUAGCUUAGGGAGGGCUGUUACAGUCUGGUGGUCAAGCAUACGGAUUCUAGAAUCAGACAGACGUGUGUUUGAACUCUGUCUCCGCCACUUACCUGUUGUAAGACCUUGCAUAUUAUUUCACCUCUCUGAGCCUCAGUUUUCUCAUCUGAAAAAUGGGGAGGAUAAUAAUACGGACCUCACAGGAUGGUUGUGAAGAUUGCCAGCCCCUGGCCUAGAGUAAGCACUCAACAGAUGGUAGCUAACCCACCUGUGAUGGCUGUGGUUGUAGUUCCUGGCAACUACCCAGUCUGAAGGAAAACUAAAGUCAGAAUCUAAAUCUAGUGUCACGAACAGAAUGAAGGAUGUGGCAGGAAAAAUAAUCAGUCGGUAGGUUGGUGGGAGGGAGAAGGACUGACGUGAGGCUUUCGAGGUAAAGGGGGUCUUUUUAAGACAACACAGGUCAGGCCCCCCGACAUGUGAGUGAGGUGCUGUUUGGCUGACGGCUGUGUCAGCCGGUGACGCCCAUCAUCCCUCAAGGGUUAACUUAGGCUUUAUUGCACUGAGUCUAGUCACAAGCAUGUCCCACCUCUAUGCCGUUGUUUGUAGUUCGUUCUACAUGGAAGACCUUCCCCCAGUCCUCAUCUUCCUGGGCUACUUGCCCUGCCAGCCUUGCCCAGGGGGCCCCUUUGCUCCCAAGCUCCCUUAGCAAGCCUCCCCGCCCCCCCCAGUCACCCCUCCCUUUUCCCUCCCACAAACUUAAACUGCAGCUCUGAUGUAACAUCUAAUGCGCUGCGUCACAGUCAAGGCAGGACGGAGUCUCUGUCUUCUGCAUGUUUGGAGUGCAUUAAAGCCAGAUUGCAUUGUAGAAGCCACACCUGGUAGCCAAACAGUGUCAAUUAAACCCUUGGUUCAACUCAGUGACAGCUGAGUUAACUCUUGGGGAAUCCAUCUGGGACUUGCCCAGGAGCAAAUCCCUAUAGCCAACCAGAUAGAGAAGAGCGGUCCAGUUUAUAGACUCCGUGGAUCCUUUGUGUCCUCAUCCCUCUGCGCUACGGUGGCUCCUGCCCUCUGGAACACCUCUCCUAAGGAGUAGCCAGGGACGGGGAAAGAGGGAAGAAACUUAAAACCAACUCUUUGACUUCUUGUCAGCAGAUGUGGUCACCAUGAGGACCUAGGGCAUCUGCCUGCGGACUGUCCCCCCAGCUGGAAGUGACCAUGGCCCCCCGCAAGAGGAGCCGCCAUGGCCUGGGCUUCCUGUGCUGCUUUGGAGGCAGCGACCUCCCUGAGAUCAACCUCCGGGACAGCCACCCCCUGCAGUACAUGGAGUUCUCCAGUCCCAUCCCCAACCCAGAGGAGCUGAACGUCCGCUUUGCAGAGCUGGUGGAUGAAUUGGAUCUCACCGACAAAAACCGGGAGGCUGUGUUUGCACUGCCACCUGAGAAGAAAUGGCAGAUCUACUGCAGCAAGAAGAAGGAACAGGAGGAUCCCAACAAGCUGGCGACCAGCUGGCCUGACUAUUACAUCGACCGCAUCAACUCCAUGGCCGCGAUGCAGAGUCUGUACGCGUUUGAUGAGGAGGAGACGGAGAUGAGGAAUCAAGUUGUGGAAGACCUGAAGACGGCCCUCCGGACACAGCCCAUGAGGUUUGUGACCCGCUUCAUCGAGCUGGAGGGCUUGACCUGUUUGCUGAACUUCCUCCGGAGCAUGGACCACGCCACCUGUGAAAGCCGCAUCCACACCUCCCUCAUCGGCUGCAUCAAAGCUCUGAUGAACAACUCCCAGGGGCGGGCACACGUGCUGGCACAGCCCGAGGCCAUCAGCACCAUCGCACAGAGCCUGCGCACGGAGAACAGCAAGACCAAGGUGGCCGUGCUGGAGAUCCUGGGCGCCGUGUGCCUGGUGCCUGGCGGCCACAAGAAGGUGCUGCAGGCCAUGCUACACUACCAGGUGUACGCAGCCGAGCGGACGCGCUUCCAGACACUGCUGAAUGAGCUGGACCGAAGUCUGGGCCGGUACCGAGAUGAAGUGAAUCUGAAAACAGCCAUCAUGUCCUUUAUCAACGCUGUCCUCAAUGCUGGCGCUGGAGAGGAUAAUCUGGAGUUCCGUCUACAUCUACGGUACGAGUUCCUGAUGCUGGGGAUACAGCCUGUGAUUGACAAACUCCGGCAGCACGAGAAUGCCAUCCUGGACAAGCAUUUGGACUUCUUCGAGAUGGUCCGGAACGAGGAUGACCUGGAGCUAGCCAGGAGGUUUGACAUGGUCCACAUCGACACCAAGAGUGCUUCCCAGAUGUUUGAGCUGAUCCACAAGAAACUGAAGCACACAGAGGCCUACCCCUGCCUGCUGUCUGUCCUGCACCACUGCCUGCAGAUGCCCUACAAGAGGAACUUCCAGCAGUGGCAGCUCCUGGACCGCAUCCUCCAGCAGAUCGUCCUCCAGGAUGAGAGGGGUAUGGAUCCUGACCUGGCUCCCUUGGAGAACUUCAACGUCAAGAACAUCGUCAACAUGAUCUUCAACUCUGUCCCAGAGGGGUUGGACUCUAAGGGUCCUUUCAGCUUUCUCAGACCAUGGAGAGACAGGCUCAUCAAUGAGAACGAAGUGAAACAGUGGCGAGACCAAGCGGAGAAGUUCCGGAAAGAACACGCGGAGCUGGUGAGCAGGCUGGAGAGGAAGGAGCGGGAAUGCGAGACCAAGACGUUGGAGAGGGAAGAGAUGAUGCGGACACUGAACAAGAUGAAGGACAAGCUGGCCCGAGAGUCCCAGGAGCUGCGCCAGGCUCGGGGACAAGUGGCAGAGCUGGUGGCCCAACUCAGUGAAAUCUCAACAGGACCUGUAUCUUCCCCACCUCCCCCUGGGGGCCCACUUACCUUGUCUUCCUCGAUGACAACCAGUGACCUGCCUCCACCCCCGCCCCCUCUACCGUUCACCUGCUGUCCCCCACCGCCACCACCCCCCCUACCCCCCGGUGGGCCUCCCACUCCCCCCGGUGCCCCACCUUGCUUCAGUAUGGGCCUGCCCCUCGCCCCAGACCCCUUCCCCAGCAGUGAUGUCCCGCUCAGGAAGAAGUGUGUCCCCCAGCCUUCACACCCACUGAAGUCCUUCAACUGGGUCAAGCUGAAUGAGGAACGUGUCCCUGGCACCAUAUGGAAUGAGAUUGAUGACAUGCAGGUGUUUCGGAUUCUGGACCUCACGGACUUUGAAAAAAUGUUUUCAGCUUAUCAGAGGCAUCAGGAGCUGAUAACUAAUCCUUGCCAUCAGAAAGAGUUGGGCUCCACAGAGGACAUCUACCUGGCCUCGCGCAAGGUCAAAGAGCUGUCGGUCAUCGACGGCCGGAGGGCGCAGAACUGCAUCAUCCUUCUCUCCAAGUUGAAGCUGUCUAACGAGGAGAUCCGGCAGGCCGUCUUGAUGAUGGAUGAGCAGGAGGACCUUGCUAAGGACAUGCUGGAGCAGCUCCUCAAGUUCAUCCCGGAGAAGAGUGACAUUGACCUCCUGGAGGAGCACAAGCAUGAGAUAGAGCGGAUGGCCCGUGCGGACCGCUUCCUCUAUGAGAUGAGCAGGAUCGACCACUACCAGCAGCGGCUGCAGGCCCUCUUCUUCAAAAAGAAGUUCCAGGAGCGGCUGGCCGAGGCCAAGCCCAAAGUGGAAGCCAUCCUGCUGGCCUCCCGGGAGCUGAUCCGCAGCAAGCGUCUAGCGCAGAUGCUAGAGGUCGUCCUGGCCAUCGGCAACUUCAUGAACAAAGGGCAGCGUGGGAGCGCCUACGGGUUCCGGGUGGCCAGCCUCAACAAGAUUGCCGACACCAAGUCCAGCAUCGACAGAAACAUCUCUCUGCUCCAUUAUCUGAUCAUGAUCCUGGAGAAGCAUUUCCCUGACAUCCUGAACAUGCCCUCUGAGCUGCAGCACCUUCCAGAAGCCGCCAAAGUCAACCUGGCAGAGCUGGAGAAGGAGGUGGGCAACCUCAGGAGGGGCCUCAGAGCAGUCGAGGUGGAGCUGGAAUAUCAGAAACGCCAGGCGUGGGAUCCGAAGGACAGGUUUGUCCCGGUCAUGAGCGACUUCAUCACGGUCUCCAGCUUCAGCUUCUCAGAGCUGGAGGACCAGCUCAAUGAAGCCAGGGCCAAGUUCUCCAAGGCCCUGAUGCACUUUGGGGAGCAGGACAGCAAGAUGCAGCCGGAUGAAUUCUUCGGCAUCUUCGACACCUUCCUGCAGGCCUUCUCGGAGGCCCGGCAGGACCUGGAGGCCAUGCGGAGAAGGAAGGAGGAGGAGGAACGACGGGCGCGCAUGGAGGCCAUGCUGAAGGAGCAGCGAGAGCGGGAGCGGUGGCAGCGCCAGCGGAAGGUACACGCAGGCAGCGCGCUGGACGAGGGCGGCGAGUUUGAUGACCUGGUGUCAGCCCUGCGCUCGGGCGAAGUUUUCGACAAGGACUUGUGCAAACUCAAACGCAGCCGCAAGCGAUCAGGGAGCCAGGCCCUGGAAGCCACCCGGGAGCGGGCCAUAAACAGGCUAAAUUAUUGACCUGGGGGACUGGCUGCAGCGGGAGGCUGGGAGACAGGGAUGGGCCCAGGGCGGCGGAGUGGAGGAGGCCGUGCUAGUGAUACUUACACAAUUCGGUGCUGGAUUUAGAGCCCUGGGCUGGGUCCUGGGGGCGGGGCUGCGUGGCAGGACCCGGUGUCUCCCCACCUGAAGGGGCUCCCCUCAUCUCCUCUUCCCAUUAUUCUUCCUGCACCCUGGCCCCAGGGGUCACUCUCUGAGGCGGACUUGGCCAUCCCUGGCCGGCCCUGCUCCCUGACCCCCAGUAUGGACACCCAAAUGUUGGCACAGAGCUGUUCCAUAUCUAGCCUGGAGAGACGUCCACGGACCUUGUCUAGAUUUCACGUGCCGUGGGGAGUAACGGGCGGGGGCACCCAGGCUCCCAUCUCUCAAGAGUAGGCUUAAUGGAACGUUGAUCUGGGGCGAAGUUUCCUAUUGAAAGGAAGAGGCAUGACACAUGCUAGCUAGAUGUGUUCCAGGAAAAAAAAAAAGGUGCUGGGAGGAUGAUGCAGGGACCAAGUCAUCAGGACAGGGUGACAGUGCCUGUUUCCUACGUCACGAGCCCUCUGGCCCCUCUCUUGCAUGUCUUAAGUCUCUCUCCCUUCCCUCCUGCCAUCUCCAUCCUAUACUAAUCCAGAAUCCCGGAAAACUCACCUUUGGGUUCUCACGACUAGGGCUAUCAGGUACUUGAUGGAUCUGGUAAGGGAAGGGGUUCAAGAAAGAAGACCCCAUUCAUCACCACACCUCGUACGUUGGGCACAGGGACCCUGGAAUGAAACUGUCCUUCCCCACCCUGUACAACCUGACCAUUGUCUUGAAGCGAGACAGUGACCUCACACGUUGGCUAGGGGUUCCAGAGGGCCAGAUCCACCCAGAGCGCCUAGGUUACCACUGAACAUUACUCGGACCCCAUACUCGUCUGACAUCUGCCGCUGAGCAGUAGGCACAGUGACCUCCUGCUCUGUCCAGCCUGCAGGAGACACUUCCAACUGCAUUCGUCUGGCUGAGGUUGGCCCUGGGGCAUCGGUUCCGAGGGCUCCAAGGGCAAGAGCUGCCCUCUGCAGUCAGUUACGUGCCACCUCUAAGGGAGUAAGGGGACCGCCUCAGGGGCAUUCAGAUGCGGGGGGGGGGGGGGGGGGCCCAGAGCAGGCAGGGGUGGAAAGCUGAGGGGGGCCCCCCCCCCCCAGCUCUGGGACCCGACUUGGUUCAGCCGACUUUCAUUCUGGUUCUCCUGUCCGUUCUCACCUUCAUUCUGUCCACCAGGAGCUGUCCUUGUGGGGCAGGAUGAUGGCUGGUAUCUACACAAAUUUUCUAAGGACAGAGAUCUGGCCAGUGGCUCUGACACCAGACGCCACUGUAGCCAGAUCGCCAACAGUGCCUUGGACCACAGACCAUCACGGCUGACUCAGCAAGAAGUGCUGGUGCCUUGGAGACAGCUGAGUUGGUCCUUGAUGUGCUAAACGUUGACGCCUGUUGUAUUUGUUCCUUGGUCGUUCCCAGGUGCCCUUCCUGCCACCUUUGGGUUCAUUUCUCCAGCUAAUUUUGUGUACAAUGUAAAAUUCAGUUAAUCUGAUGCAACCUGUCCCCUUCUCAGGAGCAACAUCUGCCCCCCCUCCCCUGUGAGGCGUGUUUAGGGCGGCGGGAGGAGAAAAUUCUCCGGGUGGAUGGGGAAGGGUCUGGUCCAGGCUCUUCCCCAACCCUAUUCCCUUUCCACUCUAUGGGGGAGCCGUGACCAUCCCCGCCCCCCACCUCUACCACCUCCACGCCAAGGCUGUUCUCACCAGCUAUUUCAGAUGACAAAUGAGGCUAAUGUACAAAAUCUGCAGCGUCCUUUUCGCCUGCACCUUUUUUAUAAGAAUAUGUUGUAAUACUAAAAAAUAUUAAAUCCGUGCCACCCCUA
Messenger RNA from Delphinapterus leucas (beluga whale), 6535 nucleotides. The record is from RefSeq and is a predicted model, not a curated record. NCBI's taxonomy places the organism in Eukaryota, Metazoa, Chordata, Mammalia, Artiodactyla, Monodontidae.